Molecule: messenger RNA, 1431 nt
Organism: Penicillium vulpinum
Lineage: Eukaryota; Fungi; Ascomycota; Eurotiomycetes; Eurotiales; Aspergillaceae
Exons: 1
Coding region: 1-1431 (476 amino acids)
Biological process (GO): positive regulation of transcription by RNA polymerase II
Cellular component (GO): nucleus
Molecular function (GO): transcription cis-regulatory region binding; DNA-binding transcription factor activity
Source: RefSeq, a predicted model, not a curated record
AUGGAAUGCCCUGGCUACGGCCUACAGCUCAAAUGGGUCCAAGGCGUCGCCAGUCGCGGUAGUCUGCGGGGCAGAGCGUUUCCUUCCCUCGAUGCUCCUAUCACGGUAUCACACUCACCCCAUCCUUCGUCGGAUAGUCUAAUAGACACGCAUACUACUGGCAGCGACAUAAAUGCUCUAGAUCGGUACAGCCAUUCCACGACACGUUUCUUACCAUCGAAGCAUGUUCCAUCCCCCGUUUCAGAAUUUUGCUUAUCGCAAGCUCGACCGUUGCAUGUUUCACGGUUGCUCUCCUGGUUCAACGACCGAGUCGCCCAUCGACUUGCGUGGGUUCCGCAACAAAAUGCAUGGCGUCAGAUGAUUCUGCCAAUGGCCGAGAGCUCUGAAACAGUUCUUUCUUCCAUCCUCGCUAUCGCCGCCCAUGACCUCGCGUCGGAAUAUCCUCCAAAUGACCUGGGACACGGAACAUUCCAGCAGAUGUCAAAAAGCUAUCAAAAUAAGUCUCUUGUCCUUUUAGCUCAAGAGUUGAACAACCUUUCCACGUCAUCUACAUCGGCAUUAGAAGCAAGCACAACCUCUGCCUACACCCUUGCAUCUGUGAUUCUUCUCUGCAAUAAUGAGUUUAUGAAACCACAAGGCGCCGGGUGGAGGGUUCAUCUCUCCGCUGCGAGGGAGAUUAUCCUGGCGGCAGGGAACCGAUCGAGCCGGCACCACGAGCUGGCCUCCAUCGAAGAGUUUCUCAUGUUAGAAUUCUAUGAGGCUUCCGUGUGGGCUGAUUUGACGACAUUUGAGAACUACAGCAUGACGGCCAAGGCUCCACCUAUUAGUGCCAAGAACGCAGUCUUCACUGACUUCAUUCGGGUCAUUGACCAAAUCACCCGUCUUGAGCGUCUGAGGUUUUUCUGUGGGUCGAUCGAUCAAGAUUCAUUAUAUGGCCCAAUGCAAGACAUCCAUUCGCAGAUUGAGUCGGCUAGAAGCAGCAUGAUGCGUCUCAGUGGAUCCAUUCACUUCUCAUCUGAAGCUGAUCAACAUGGCUUUGAACUGGUAGUGUGGAUGUACUACCACGCAACUCUCAUUUACAGCCACCAAGCUUUAUCGGAGGAUGCUACUGAUAGUGAUCAUGUUCGCAAGUCUCGGGAUGAAAUCCUCCGUUAUGUACAAUUUCUCUCCGAGACUCGCGACGGCAUGUUCGCCCAGGACCUUGUCUGGCCACUUUUCAUGGCUGGAACUGAACUUCGAGGAUAUCCUACCGGUCAAAGGAUUAUUCAGGAAUGUUUCGGCAAUGUCAUGCGUAUCAGUCGCACUCUGGACAGAGCGCGUGUACUCUCAUUCGUUGAGACUUGGUGGAAUGAGCCUGAAACCCAUUCAUCUUGGAUCGACAUGGCUCGAAAGCAAUCCCAAUCUUCGCAAUGCGACAUCCUCAUUGUAUGA